GAGGACUUCUGGGAAAUCGCUUUUCGGUCGCUUGAUCAGAAUGAGCAGUCACAGCUGAGAUCGGUUCACGAUGGGCCCGAUGAUACAAGUCUCGCGGCAGUGCUGCAAGACACUGUUCAUGUGGUUGAGACGCAGUUCCAGAUUCGAAAACUGAGAGACGAUGAGCAUCGAAUCAGAAGGGGUGCCAAGUGCAUCUUGAACUCUGCUAUCUCAGUGCGGGAUGCUAUUAGUGGCAUUGUUGCCGCUGAUCCCACAGGACAUGCAUCUGCCGCCUGGGCAAUAGUGUCACUGGGGCUCAAGAUGGCCCAAAACGAUAUCGCACUUCAGGACGCCUUGUUUGAAUCCGCGGAAUUUCUGUCCGCGAUACUCGCUCGCUAUACUGUUGUGGAGAAGCUUUCGCGGGCAAGCCAUGUGUAUACCAGCAAAGGGAUGGAAGGGAGCGUUAUUUACCUGUACGCCAGUAUCCUUCGAUAUGUCAUCGAGAUGGAUCGUGUUCGACAACUUAGCCUUGGGGAGAGGAUUUGGACCAGUGUUUCGGUUCCCGAAAUUGCCAGUCACCGGCUGUUGCUCCUUCGAACGAGUAUUGAAAAGGAAGAUCAGGCCAUCAACAGUUGGGUCAAUAUUGACCAGAAUCUUCGUCUGGGCGAACAGGCGGAGGCAUUGCUUGCUGGCAUUGAAAGCAACGCAGCACAGAUCCAGAAGGUCUACCAAGCUUUUCAACUUUCGAAGUUGCCGGUUGCCGCAGAGGCUAUCAAUGGCUCUUUUGAGAACCAGUAUGAAGCAUUAUGUCUUGAAGGCACAAGAAUCGAAAUGUUGGAGAAGAUUGUAAGCUGGGUGGAUGAUCCCGAGGGAGAGCAAUUCUUCUGGCUGAACGGCAUGGCGGGCACUGGAAAGUCCACAAUUUCUCGCACCCUCGCUAAGUUAUUUACUGCGCGAGGCAUCCUAGGGGCUAGUUUCUUUUUCGACGGGCGCCGGACGGAGUGUGCCUCACCUAAGCGGUUCGUGCCGACAAUUUUAUAUCAGCUAACAACCCUGCUACCAACACUGAAAGUUGAAAUCCAAGCGGUACUUGAAAAGGACUCUAUCAUAUUUACCAAGACGCUUGAAGAGCAGAUCGACUGCGUACUCCUGGAGCCGCUAAAGAAGCUGCCAGUGGAUCAACGUCAAAUCCUGAUCUUCAUUAUUGAUGCCAUGGAUCAGUGUAGAGACAAGAGAGACAUCAGACAGCUUUUGAGGAAUCUAGUCAAAGUACGAGGUGUUGGAGCACUCGAUCUACGAUUCUUCAUCACAGGGAGACCUGAGCCGAAGGUCUGCGAGGGCUUUCAGCAGCUUGGAGCAGAACAGUGUCGAGAAGUAUCCCUUCAUAAAGCCAAGGGCGUGGAGCGUGAUAUCGCCGCCUUUCUGGAUGCUAGACUCAACGAUAUCGCUGCCAAUCACCCUUCUCCUCCGGCUUGGCCUGAAGAGAGGACCAUCAAGGAGGUGGCCCAACGUGCAAGCCCGCUGUUUAUUGUCGCUUCAACCAUAUGCCUAUUCAUUGACGAUGAAAGAUUCAGCCCCGUAGAGCGCACAAGCGUGAUUCUCCAGCACCGGCAUUUUGGCGAUCAGCUCGUCGAGACAUAUCGGACAAUCUUAGAGCAAAUGAUCAUUGAUACCAGGGACGUUGACAGACAGCAGAUUCUCACGGAGUUCCGGUAUAUUGUUGGCUCAGUCAUCACCCUUUACGACCCUCUUCCAGCGACUUCCUUAGCUCUGCUGCUUGACAUGGAGGAAGAUGACGUGCACUUGAGACUCAAAUUCCUCCGAUCCGUGCUCAUCAUACCGGACGGGAAUGAAGCCGAUGCCCCAAUAGAACCUCUGCACCAAUCCUUCCCGGACUUCCUGGUAGAUCAUGGCACGUUCGAUGACAACCCUUUUAAGAUCAGCACGGUCGCGAGGAAUCAAGAUUUGGCAAAACAAUGCCUGCGUGUCAUGUGUGACAAGAAAAUUGGCCUUCGCCGGAAUAUCUGCAAUCUUGAAAACGACGGAAUUCUACAAAGCGAGAUCAGUGACAUUACAGGGUCAAUCAGGCCUGUGCUCAAAUAUGCCUGUCGGUACUGGUUAAAACACUUAUUAGAUGGAGAGGAACCUGGUGGUCAAGGAGACAUGUACUCAUUCUUUCAAGAACAUCUUUUGCAUUGGUUGGAAGUAAUGAGCAUCCUUGGUCUGACAUCUGAGGUUUUGAUGCAGCUCAGGAGCGCGCAAAACCUGGUAGGUAAAACAUCAGAGACUCCUCUUGCUAGGCUUCUUCUGGAUGCAGUCCAAUUCGUGAGGAGAGCGAUGGAACCAAUCAGUCUAAGUCCUCUUCAAGUGUACUCGUCCGCGAUCAUGUUUACGCCGCAAAUCUCCCUCAUACGGAAAAUGUUUGAGAGCAAAGUGCCGAAUGAUUUUGCCGUGCUACCACAGGCCAAAAUGAACUGGGGCGCGCAGCUGCAGACAUCUCAAGGCCCUUGUCCAGUUCGCUCCCUUGCUUUCGGGCCAGAUGAUUGCUUGCUAGCCUUUAGCUGCGAAGGUACAAGUGCCAAUGUCUGGAAUACUGAGGGGACGGGAUCACAGCGAAGACUGAGACCCCAUCUAGCGGCCUUCGACGGACUCCAAUUGUCACAGGAUGACCGGUGGGUGGCGGCUUGGUCCGCUACUUCAAUUCAGCUCUGGGACCUGAAUGAGCAAAAUGUGGAUCUGCGGCCUAAGGUUAUUGAGACACUUAUCGGGGAUUGUUGUAUCGUCGCUUUCUCACAUGAUAGUUGCCGGUUUGCGUGUGGGUUUAGGAAUGGUAUUGUCCAGGUCUGGGACCUCGAAAGAAUAGACCUGGACCCUUCUUGGCGGGGAUCCGGGAUUCGCAACCUUCGCCAAGUGACGAACGUUGCGCUUUCCCCGGAUGGACAGAGACUGGCUUACAGUUCCAAUGAGAAGGAGAUCCACCUUUGGCAGGUGGAGAGCAGCGGCGCGGAUACCAUGCUGGACACGUUGCCGAUUGACGUGCCCUCCCCGACGAGGUGUCUCUGCAUUUCACCGGACAGUCAAUAUAUAGCCUGUGCUAGUGACCAGGGAGUCGACAUUUGGAGCAUGGCUGAUAAAAUCGUUGUACGCCGGCUGUGGGAUAGCUCGGGAGACAUAACGUCGAUAUGUUACUCGGCGGACGGUCGAUUGCUUGCACACGCUACACGUGACAUUAAG
Molecule: messenger RNA, 3213 nt
Organism: Aspergillus aculeatinus CBS 121060
Lineage: Eukaryota; Fungi; Ascomycota; Eurotiomycetes; Eurotiales; Aspergillaceae
Product: WD40 repeat domain-containing protein
Exons: 4
Molecular function (GO): protein binding
Source: RefSeq, a predicted model, not a curated record